CGGAGAAACCCCAACAGGCGACCCACGGUAACUGCCGGUCUUUCUUAUCUUAAACCUCUAAAACCUCAAACAGCCCUGCUUGGCUGCUUUGGUUUGCUUUCCCCUGUUUUCUUCUUCACGCCUCUCUACGGAGAUAUGGCGUCCGUCGUUUCUUCGACAAAGAUUUCUUUCUCCAUCUGUCCUAGCGAACCGUCUCUCCAUUUCCUUUCCCAUUCAAAUUUUCAAAGCAUCAAUUUUCGGACCAAAAUCAGACUCACUGUAAAAUGCACAGCCACGAACCAGCCGAGCCAGCAGCAUAGUAAGAAGGAUCCAAAGAAGAAGGAUAAAAAUGAAGAAGGUGACGAGAAAGGAGUAAACCCAGUUGGUUUUCUCACCAGACUGGGAAUUACCCAUAAACAAUUUGCUGUCUUUCUCCGUGAAAGGCAUAAAGCAUUCAAGGACCUCAAAGAAGAAAUUUUCAAGAGACAGUUUAUGGUCAAGGACAUUGCUUAUGGAUUUGAGCUACUUGGUCUACACAGACAUCCAGAGCAUCGCAUGGAUUUCAUGGAUUGGGCACCAGGUGCUCGUUAUUGUUCACUAGUUGGUGACUUCAAUGAUUGGUCACCAACAGAGAAUUCGGCUAGAGAGGGCCUUCUUGGCCAUGAUGAUUAUGGUUACUGGUUUGUUGUACUUGAAGAUAAAUUAAGGGAAGGAGAAGAGCCUGAUGAGCUUUAUUUUCAGCAGUACAACUAUAUGGAAGACUAUGAUAAAGGGGAUAGUGGCGUCGACAUUGAGGAAAUCUUCCAGAAAGCAAAUGAUGACUACUGGGAACCAGGAGAGGAUGAGUACAUGAAAAAUCGUUUUAAAGUGCCAGCAAAGUUGUACGAACAACUUUUCGGGCCUAAUGGACCGCAAACAUUAGAAGAACUUGAAGAGACACCACUGGAAGACGGGCAAACAAGAUAUGAGAAAUGGAAAGAACAGCAUAAGGAUGACCCUCCAAGUAACUUGCCUUCAAUGCAUGUGAUUGAUCAAGGAAAGGAGUAUGACAUUUUUAAUGUUGUAAGUGAUCCUGCUUGGCUAGAGAAAAUUCGUUCUAAAGAGCCUCCCCUACCAUAUUGGCUUGAGAUACGUAAGGGAAGAAAAGCAUGGUUGAAGAAGUAUAGUCCAGCUGUUCCUCAUGGAAGCAAAUACAGGGUCUAUUUCAACACUCCUAGUGGGCCAUUGGAAAGAGUACCUGCUUGGGCUACCUACGUACAACCAGAUCCGGACGGGAAGCAAGCUUAUGCCAUUCACUGGGAACCACCUCCUGAGUGUGCCUAUAAGUGGAAGUACACAUCCCCCAAGGUUUCAAAAUCCUUACGGAUAUAUGAAUGCCAUGUUGGGAUCAGUGGCUCUGAACCGAAAAUAGCGUCUUUUAGUGAUUUCACUGAGAAGGUUCUUCCUCAUAUUAAAGAAGCUGGGUAUAAUGCUAUUCAGUUGAUUGGAGUUGUUGAGCACAAAGAUUACUACACUGUUGGUUAUAGAGUCACCAACUUUUUUGCUGUUAGCAGUAGAUAUGGAACCCCAGAUGACUUCAAACGCUUGGUUGAUGAGGCACAUGGACUGGGAUUGCUGGUGUUCUUAGAGAUCGUUCAUUCCUAUGCUGCUGCAGAUGAAAUGGUUGGACUGUCAUUGUUUGAUGGCUCAAAUGAUUGCUACUUCCAAACUGGAAAACGGGGGCAUCAUAAAUUUUGGGGUACCAGAAUGUUCAAAUAUGGUGACCAAGAAGUACUACAGUUCCUACUCUCAAAUUUAAACUGGUGGGUCGUGGAGUAUCAAAUAGAUGGUUUUCAAUUCCACUCACUCUCAUCAAUGAUCUACACACAUAACGGCUUUGCUUCUUUUACAGGAGAUUUGGAAGAGUACUGUAAUCAAUAUGUAGACAAAGAUGCCUUACAGUAUCUCAUGUUUGCAAAUGAGCUCUUGCAUGCUAUUCAUCCUAAUAUCAUCACAAUUGCUGAAGAUGCAACAUCCUAUCCAGGACUCUGUGAGCCAAUUUCUCAAGGUGGACUGGGAUUCGAUUACUAUGUCAAUCUUUCUGUGUCAGAGAUGUGGUUAUCAUUGCUUCAGACUGUGCCUGGCCAUGAAUGGAGUAUGAGCAAGAUUGUCAGCACAUUGAUGGGCAACAAACACUAUGCUGAUAAGAUGCUGGUGUAUGCUGAAAAUCACAACCAAUCCAUCUCGGGAGGGCAGUCGUUUGCUGAGAUUUUGUUUGGCGAGGCAAAUAAGCAGUCUUCUGGUUCCGAGGCAGUCGUGCUUAGGGGUUUGGCAGUACUCAAAAUGAUGAGACUGAUAACUUUCACUUUAAGUGGCGGGCACGCUUACCUCAAUUUCAUGGGCAAUGAAUUUGGGCACCCCAAGGCAAGUCUCUGUCUGGUCGAGUUCCCAAUGCAGAGCAACAAUUUUUCUUAUUCACUUGCGAACCGCCAGUGGGAUCUGCUAGCAAAUGUUGGUUUGCAUCAGCAUCUGUUUUCCUUUGAUAAGGAUCUAAUGAGUCUGGGAGAAAAUCAAAAGGCAAUCUCAAGAGGUUUGCCAAAUGUCCACCAUUUGGAUGACACCACCAUGGUGAUAGCUUACAUAAGAGGUCCUCUCCUCUUUGUGUUAAACUUCCAUCCAACCGAUUCCUACCCGACAUACAACGUUGGUGUCGAAGAAGCCGGAGAGUAUCAAAUCAUACUGAACACUGAUGAUGAGAAGUAUGGUGGGGAGGGACUAAUAGAUGCCGGGAAAUAUCUUCAGAGAACCGUUGUUAGAAGAGUGGAUGGCUGUCGAUACUGCUUGCAGUUACAAUUGCCUAGCAGAAGUGGCCUGGAUGACGAGAAGCUGUCUGCCGUUAUUCUGCAGUUUUGGCCCGACUGAACUAAGAUGAUGGUACAGGGUACUUGGAUUUGACAGUGAAAACCUGAAGCAGAGUAUUUUUGUCUUUGAAGUGGGCAGAUCUCUUCAACUAUGAUCUCAAAUGUCUGCUGUUGGAUGGUCAUCUAUACAGUUAAACGGUUGUGAAAAGGGAUGCUAUUUUCAUGCUGUCAUGACUGAUCGGCUGCAGACCGUCGAGCAAAUGCAAUCUAUGGGCUCUCGGGCAAAUGCAAUCUACUACCGGUCUGAAGGUGAAACACAAACUCUCUGCAUCAGUUUUUUAUGAGUACAUUAGAGGUCGUUUGGCAACCAUGUAUGUAGGAUAUAUAAAUAUCAAUGAACAUGUGUUUUAUACAUGUAACUAGCUUCGACCCCUGCCCAAAAGGGCAGGUAGCUUUUUCGUUUUUGUGUUUGUGUAGCAUAUCGUUAUUAAGUAACAAAUUUUCUAAAAUCACGUAGGUAGUUUCUGUAAAAAAAAGAUCAAAUAGAGUCAUUAAACGUUUUUACUCUCUCUAGAACGCAAAAUUCACCUUUUAUAUA
Linum tenue is the source of this 3417-nucleotide messenger RNA. The record is from the annotation of a GenBank genome assembly. NCBI's taxonomy places the organism in Eukaryota, Viridiplantae, Streptophyta, Magnoliopsida, Malpighiales, Linaceae.